Messenger RNA from Trichechus manatus latirostris (Florida manatee), 5002 nucleotides. It is a transcript of the gene PPTC7, whose product is annotated as protein phosphatase targeting COQ7. Lineage: Eukaryota; Metazoa; Chordata; Mammalia; Sirenia; Trichechidae. The record is from RefSeq and is a predicted model, not a curated record. Gene Ontology annotation, molecular function: protein serine/threonine phosphatase activity. Gene Ontology annotation, biological process: protein dephosphorylation. The transcript is spliced from 6 exons. Gene Ontology annotation, cellular component: mitochondrion. Bases 279 to 1196 code for a protein of 305 amino acids.
GGAGCGGAAAAUGGCGGCGGCAGCAGCGGCUGCAGCCGGGACCCGAGUCGGACUGAGGCGGAGGAGCCGCCAGCUCUGACCUCGCUCUGGCUCCCGUGCGCGCGGCGGAGCGUGUGCGAGGCCCCGUGCGUCGGGCAGGGGCGCCGGCGGCGACUGUGCGCCGCCCUGACGAGCUCCCCGGCGGCGGCGCGGCUGCGGCUGAGGAAAGAGCCGGCUCCGGGCCUCGGCGUCCUCCUGCUCCCCGGGCCCCCCGCCUCCUCGGGGGGGCGGUGGCGGCGAUGUUCUCGGUCCUCUCGUACGGGCGGCUGGUGGCCCGCGCCGUGCUCGGCAGCCUUUCGCAGACUGACUCCAGGGCCGGCAGCGGCGGCGGCGGCGGCGACUACGGGCUGGUGACGGCUGGCUGCGGCUUCGGCAAGGACUUCCGUAAGGGCCUCCUCAAGAAGGGCGCGUGCUACGGGGACGACGCGUGCUUCGUGGCCCGACACCGCUCCGCUGACGUGCUCGGGGUUGCAGAUGGUGUAGGAGGAUGGAGAGACUAUGGAGUUGAUCCGUCACAGUUCUCAGGGACUUUAAUGCGAACGUGUGAACGUUUAGUAAAAGAAGGACGGUUCGUACCGAGUAAUCCCAUUGGAAUUCUCACCACAAGCUACUGUGAGCUGCUGCAAAAUAAAGUACCUUUGCUUGGUAGCAGCACUGCCUGCAUCGUAGUGCUGGACAGAACUAGCCACCGCUUACACACAGCAAACCUGGGCGAUUCCGGUUUCCUGGUCGUCCGGGGCGGCGAAGUUGUGCACCGGUCAGAUGAGCAGCAGCAUUACUUCAACACUCCAUUCCAGCUCUCCAUCGCACCACCUGAAGCCGAGGGCGUCGUCUUGAGUGACAGCCCGGACGCUGCUGAUAGCACAUCUUUUGAUGUCCAGUUAGGAGACAUUAUCCUGACGGCGACAGAUGGACUCUUUGACAACAUGCCUGAUUACAUGAUCCUUCAGGAGCUAAAAAAGUUAAAGAAUUCCAAUUAUGAGAGUAUACAGCAGACUGCAAGAAGCAUUGCUGAACAAGCUCACGAGCUGGCCUAUGACCCAAAUUACAUGUCACCUUUUGCACAGUUUGCAUGUGACAACGGAUUGAAUGUGAGAGGCGGAAAGCCAGAUGACAUCACCGUCCUUCUCUCAAUUGUGGCUGAAUAUACAGACUGACUCGUCUAGAUGUCAACUCCUGCCUUGCCUUUCACCGUCCCAAACUCUCCCCUGCCAUGCGCUGAUUCUGCAGGCAGGACCACGUUCCUUUGCCACUGAUCACAGAGGCCAGUGAUGUGAGCCUUUGGCCUGUCUUUUUGAGACCCAGUUGAGCUCUUUGUUAAGAACCACUACUGUCAUUCACUAGCUCAUAUCUGCCAGCAACAACUGAAGAGAAUCAAGAUUGGAAGAUUGGCCUUCAUUUCUCCUUGUCCUUUUCCGUGAUGGGAUGGGGAUUUUCAAAGUUAAAGUGACCGUUACCUUUCAAAAGUAGUUGAAGUAUUGAAAAUGAGUAAUGUUGGUACAGCAAACUCAAAACUACAUUGUGUAAAAGGGAUUUUUAAAAUCUAACAAAUCGUAUGUUAUGAUACAUCUACUAGAAACAUACAUAAUUCAUCCAAAAAAAGUUAAAUGUGUACUACACAGGCAUAGUCUUUGUUAUGAUGAUUGGAUGUAGCUUUAUGUUUUUAUUAUAAACUCUUACUUUUUUCAGAGGUUUAUAAUUCUGCUCUAAAACAUUGGCUCUGGGUUAUGGAAUCUUGAUCCCAGGAGCUUUUUUGUUAGAAAUUGGGAGGAAAAUUCGUUUUAGUUCUAUGGAUGCAUAUGUGUUGUGCUUUUUAAAAGAUGCUUAAUUGUGUUCCUGUGAUUAAAAUUUUGGCUGUUUGUUGAUUAGUCCAAAUCACAGGCUGGUGGCCUGAUCUACAAGAGAGGUGAGGGAAACUCCUUACCAGAUUUUUUUUUUAGUGGAAAUUCUACUCAAGGUUGUAAAACUCCUCAAAGCCUAGAAAUGUAAUGUUAUGGCUGAAAAUCCUCCCAGCUGUCUGGUAUGAUGCCCCCGCAUGGGAGCUCAAAGCCCACAGGCCUAAUGGGUUGAAUGGACAGCAUGUAACUUGAAUUCUGUUGGCUUUUCAUGGUCAGGAUACACAGUCUUACUAUCGGACCUUUUAUUAGUAGCCUCGCGUUCUCUAGAGCAUGCACCAAAUUCAGUGCGUCCACGUGGAAAGAGCACCGUGUGUGCAGAGGCAGCAGCACAGAUGUCCACCAGUAAAACUUCUAGUGAUAACACAAUAUUUGCAGUUGCCCUGAACAGACAUUUAGGGGUUUCUGAAUCAAGCUUAAUAAUGUUUACAGUUUCCGAAUAGCCAUUUUGCAGUGUAUAGUCUCCUUAUAAAACUACUCCGCAUUCAGUUUUCCCAUUAUCUGCAAGCUCAAACUUAUUUUUAAGGUUUGUGUACAAGUUGACUGCUGUAAAGAUAUAUAUUUUUGGGUCAGUUUUUUUCUUCAUUAACUUGGUGGUAGAAAAAUAUAUAUACUUAGAAAUCCUUAAAUUAAAGCCAUGUUUUAUAUGUAAGCCAGGUAACAUUGGUGUAUAGAUGAGAAUGCAAUUAAACCUGGUAAGAAUCUACGUGAGGAGAAUAUAGAGAGUCUUUUUCUCUAAAGGAGAUACUUACUCCCUGGUUUAUUGCAUUAAAACUUAUGUUUGAGGUUACCUCAACUUGUUUUAAAAGAUUUUGUUUUGUGAAUUUGUACUGUAUAUUUGAGUAACUGUCAAGCUUUUGUUUUAUUUAAAAUUGUUUAACAUGUACCAUGUACAUGUCAUUACUAUAUUUCAAUGCAUCAUGCUUGUAACAGGCAUUUCAUUUAUAAUAAGAAUGAGUUAUUCAUUUGUAAGCCGUUCGGUAAUUUAUCUACUAUUUCUAAAUUGGCAUAAUGUUAGGUAUCUAUUUUCAAUCACCUUUAAUUACAUGUCAGAAUGCCUUAACUACCCUAGCUUGAUGAAACAAUUCUUUGUUAGAGGAGAUGGGGGGGGGUGGGUUGGGAAGGAUGAGACUCGGUUUAAAUAAUGAGAAAUUGUUGUGCAAUGGUAAAACACGGAAGCGUGAAUGGCAAGUGGCAGGGUAUUUAUUUUGCACAAACUAUUCGCAGUCUCUGUAUUUAAAAAGUAAAGAAAGUUGCAUCCAGAAGGGUUUUGUUGGGAGGAAUACAUUUAUACUUGGGCUGACAACUUCACUUCUUUUGUUUGGGGUUUUUAAUUAUUUCUGGUCAGAGGUACAUAGCCUUAUGAUCUGGAUAUAUUUUGCAUUAAUUUUCCAAUGCCUACACUUAAUUCCUGGGAAGAGCAACGCUGGUGAAGUUACUGGUUUUCCUCUGCUCUCAUUUAACCUAUCAAACACAAUCGUUGCAGAGCUAGAUUGGUGGUUUUACACAACUCAUUUAAUCAGCUUCUAUUUUUGAGAAAUCGUUGUUAAAAAUUGACAGUGUGUUUCAGUGAUGUUGAAAAUAGUGGGACAAGAAUUGAGUUUCACAGUGGAAUUGACUUUGGACCUGGCCUGUUGGUUAGUGACAUAAAAUAUUUUCCCUAUUUUCUUCUCCCUGUCCUUUUUGUGUCAUGCGCUUAAUUUUCUGACUGCCGGGGGUCAGUUGGAGUGCUGCUUACCAGGCAGCUGCUCUCCCACUCUCAGUGGUCAGAGGCUGUAUUGGACCCAGACUAGAAUUCCAGGUCACAGGACCCUAGCCUCUGGGGGUGUGACUGUGCUAUACCACUUGGUGGGUCUGAUUCUGAACCUGAUGUGUGUGUUUGUUAUGUUUUAAAUCAAGCAGUAUAAACACACACGCACAUUUGCCUCAUGUAAUAGACUUUUAUAACAAAAGAGAAAAAUUGGAUUUCUAAUUUACAUAUGGCAAAUUAUUUAUCCCUCUCUGGAUGCACCAAAGACCAGUAAAGUUUAUAGCUUUUCCAUCUAUAUUUAUAAAGCAAUACUGUAUUAUAAAAGUCAAUAUUUUUAUCACAUGCUUGAAAUUUUUAUUUCGUUCUGUUUUAAAAUGUGCACUCUAAACAUAUCAGAACCUUAUUUCUUCCUACGAACUUAAGCUGCCUGCGCACAAUAAAUUUUUUUUUACUGAAUGGAGAUGCAGUAGAGUCCAUAGGCUCUUGAAAACUGAAAUAAGAAAUGAAGGGAAAAACCAAGUUAUUUCUCUUGAAUUACUCUACUGGCUUAAUGUGAUUGAUGGGUAUUAAAUCACAAAAGAAUUCAUUCCAGGUGUGAAUGUCUAGGGGUUGGGCUGUGUCUAGAUUAGAAACUAGAUUUCAAGCUUUACAUGCUGGGAAAAGAGUUUCCUAUCAGCGGCUUUUGUUCUGCAUGGAACAGUAGCCCAGAGAUGGAAACCACCUUCAGUACCACCAACCUACCACACCAUGUAGCAGGGCAGGAAUUGUGGGAGUUUCCUGAGUCAGUUUUGAUGUUCUCAAGGUUAUAAACAAGACUGGCUAGAACUGUAAAGGUUUGUACUUUGGGAUGAGUUCAUGAUUGUCACCUUAUACCACCUAUGUUUGGUAGAAGCUACCACAUCCAAUUUCCCUGGAAACUGUAUCAGAUUUUUGCAUUUAACAAAUUUUACAAUACCAAAAAAACAAAAUUUACUUAAAAAACGAAACUAUGAACAAAAAGCAUUUGGAUUCUAUUUGUAAAAAUAGAUACGUAAUAAAUUCAAUCUUUUUUGCAAAAUUGAACCUCUCUACUAAAAAGUGUCCAUGUCAAAAUUUUAACCAUUACCAGGUAGUUUGUGUCAAAGAUGGCUAAAUAAUGGAAGCAAAUUUGUAUAUACUAAUGAGCUGCUUUUUUCUGUUGAGACUAUCAUACUUGUCUUACCCAAGAGGCAAUUAUUACCUGAAUUGGAUGUCUGAAAUAUAACUUAUGCAGGAAUAGUUCUGUAAAUACAUUUAAAUAAACUGUAAAGAUAUUUAAUAAAUAUAGUAUUUAUACUAA